CUCUGAAAUCCACAAAAACAAGCUCCUUCCCCCAUGUCCGACAUAUCAGACGUCGACCUGGAUGUUUAGAACUGCUCUAAAAAGAUUUCAGAACAAAUGGAAAUCGUACAGACACAGGUUUGUGCCUUGGAUUAUACUGAACCUGUCUAAAAAUGAGAAAACUCUGCGGCAGGUGCCGGAGCUCUCUGAGGACAAGCUGGUGCCGGAUGAGGAGGUGUCACAUAGCUUACUGCAGCUCUUCAGACUCCUGCUCAGGAGCCAACAUGUCACCCAUGGGGAGCCCCGAGCAACUCAAACUCACUUUCUCAGACAGGUAACCAGCGAAGAAGACCAAGGUGGAGGGAGCUCAGUGUGUGGAGAUGAUGCCAUGUUUCAGUGUCUUGGGUUCUGCAUUGACCGGAGGCCUAGCACUUUGCCCUUUGCAGGUACGGGAGUGUUUGUCACCAAGGGAUUUGUACCCAAAGGAGCCACAGUGGCCAUGUACCCUGGCACAGUCUAUCAAGCCUAUGAGCCAAUUCUCCUCCAGUCCAUCAGGAACCCUUUUGUAUUCAGGUGUAUUGAUGGUGUCCUGAUUGAUGGCGAUGACAAAGGCAUCUCCAAAAUGGUGUUCAACUCCUGCAGUGGCAGGGACAGACUGGGGCCCUUCAUGAUGAGUGACACCAGCUGGCUGACAGAAAGUCCACUAAACCCACUUGCUGUUGGUCAGUAUGUGAACAACUGCUCCAACGAGUCACCUGCCAACGUGUGCUACCAGGAGUAUGAUGUGCCACAUAAGUUUCCCAUCGAGCUUCGCCAGUAUCUGCCUAAUGUCAACUACAGCAAUGACACACAGAGGCCUCUGCGCUGUGUUGUCCUUGUAUCCCUUGGAUUAUACUGAAC
Messenger RNA from Epinephelus fuscoguttatus (brown-marbled grouper), 879 nucleotides. Its product is annotated as SET domain-containing protein 9-like. NCBI's taxonomy places the organism in Eukaryota, Metazoa, Chordata, Actinopteri, Perciformes, Serranidae. The coding region runs from base 62 to 877 and encodes 271 amino acids. The transcript has a single exon. The record is from RefSeq and is a predicted model, not a curated record.